ACUGACUCUCUCCUCAGCAAGUCACCAGCUCUUCCCCAUCAAAGCACACAUCACUCCGCGCUACCGACGAUAUUAGUCACCCCGACCAGACAUGGUGAAGCCUGGAUGUAACCUCUCUGAGAAGACAGAGAAAGAGCAUGGUGCAGACGAUGGCUUUGAUAACAUACCCCUGAUAACCCCAUUGGAUGUUAAUCAGCUUCAGCAGCCUAUCCCUGAGAAGGUUGUGGUGAAGACCAGGACAGAAUAUCAGCUGCAACAGAAGAAAAAGAAAAAGCUGCACAUCCCUGGAAUUAAGAAACUCAACAUUAACCUUUACGAUGAAGUCUCAGAAAAAGUCAAGCUCACUGGAUUGAUUCUCAUUACAAUGGCAUUCCUGGCCUGCCUGUUAAUGCUGGUCAUGUACAAGGCAUUCUGGUAUGAUCAGUUAAGCUGCCCAGAGGGUUUUGUAUUUAAGCAUAAGCACUGUACUCCUGCAGCUCUGGAGAUGUAUUACUCAGAACAGGAAGCAGGUCCCCGCGGAAGUCUCUACACGGUUAUUAGCCACUUAAGCCAGGCUAAGAGAACCAUUCCUGAUCUGUCAUCGCCAUGGCUACCGGUGCUUCCUGCCUUGAAAGGACCAGCUAAAUCAAAAGAAGAACCUACCAGCUCCCAUCAAUAAAAGAUUGAAGAAGGAAAACAAAUUCAUCUCUUAUUGUUUAUUGAAGUUCUGAAGUACUCAAGCAUUACAUAAUUCUCUUUACAAAGAAUAAUUCUUUCUCUUAGGGAUGUGUAUGUGUGUGCGUGCGUAUCUGAGUGAGCGUC
Molecule: messenger RNA, 801 nt
Organism: Carcharodon carcharias (great white shark)
Lineage: Eukaryota; Metazoa; Chordata; Chondrichthyes; Lamniformes; Lamnidae
Gene: caly
Product: calcyon neuron-specific vesicular protein
Exons: 5
Coding region: 92-658 (188 amino acids)
Biological process (GO): clathrin coat assembly; endosomal transport; G protein-coupled dopamine receptor signaling pathway
Cellular component (GO): endosome; membrane
Molecular function (GO): clathrin light chain binding
Source: RefSeq, a predicted model, not a curated record